GUCCGUUAAUGCAACAGGACAUGCUCACAGUUGAGCUCGUACAGGAGAGAACAAGAUGAGACUGACGGUUGCAGCGAUUGCACUUUGCCUGGUCGCACUGACCAGUGCAGCUUACGUUCCGGUGGAGAAAUCGGUGACCGGAUUAAAAUAUGCCGACAAGGAAUUUCUGGUAAAGCAGAAAUUCUUCUUCGAGGUGUUCCGCAACAUCCAUCUGCCUCUCAUGUUCGAGGAGUACAUGCCAUACACCAAGACAUGGAUUUCCGAUGAGACCAAAUACACGAACUACAAUGAAGUCUUCGAGUUCUUCGAAUACUACAAGCUUGGCUUCUUGCCAAAGGGAGAAAUGUUCACCAUCUACAAUAAGGAGUACAUGAAGCAGACCUAUCUGCUCUUCAACUUCUUCUACAACUGCGCUGAUUGGGAAACUUUCUACAAGAACGUCAUUUGGGCUCGCGAAAACGUCAACGAGGGCAUGUUCAUCUAUGCUCUGACCAUGGCUACCUUCCACCGUCCAGAUCUCAAGGGCAUCGUACUGCCAGCGAUCUAUGAAAUUUACCCAUACUAUUUCUUCAACACCGACAUGGUUCACAAGGCGAUGUACAAGAAAUUGUAUGAACCAAAAUUCGGAUUUGUCAGCAAUGGCAAAUACAAUGUUGUCUACUCAAACUUCACCGCUCUCUAUCCGAUGGACUACUUCGGCGAAGACAAACUGAGCUACUUCACUGAAGAUAUUGGACUCAACUCAUACUACUAUUAUUUCAUGAUGGACUAUCCAUUCUUCCUGGGUGAAAGCAAAUUCAACCUGUUCAAGGAUCGUCGUGGAGAGUUGUACAUGUACAUGUAUCAACAGCUCAUUGCUCGUUACUACCUGGAACGUCAAGCUAACUUCAUGGGACCGAUUGAGAAAUUCAGCUGGGAUCAGCCUAUCAAGACUGGAUAUUCGCCCAAACUCACCUACUGGAAUGGAAUGCCUUUCUAUGGACGCAACGACUACUACUCUCUCCCCAAGGAUCAGUACUACAAGAUUGAUCUGCUGAAGGACUACGAAGCCAGAAUCAGACAAGUUAUUGACCAGGGAUACAUGUAUCUAGAUGAUGGAACCAAGAUUGACUUCCGUCAACCAGAAUCUAUCAACUACCUCGGAAAUCUGAUCAACGCCAAUCCAGAUAGCGCUGAUACUGAGUACUACAAGUAUAUUGAAUUCUUCGCUCGCCUCAUGUACAGCGGUUCUGAUUACUUCUACAGUGGAUCGAAGGUGUGGCCCAGCGCUCUCAUGCACUUCGAAACAUCGAUUCGUGAUCCGUUCUUCUAUCAAUUGUACUACAAAAUCCUGAGCUACUACUGGCAAUUCAAGAGCUACCUGCCAUACUACACCUUUGAUGAACUGAACUUCAAGGGAGUCGAAAUCAAGAAUGUCGUCUUCGAUAAGCUGAUGACUUAUUUCGAGUACUUCGAUGCCGAUAUCAGCAAUGCUAUCCCAAUGGGCUUCUCCUCAGAAAAGUUCUUCGAUUUCUCGGUGUUCGCUCGCCAGAAGCGCAUCAACCACAAGCCAUUCACCUAUACUAUGGACAUCUCCUCUGAAUUCGCUGGCAAGGGCGUUGUUCGCAUGUACAUGGGACCGAAGUUCUACGACUUUAAGCAACUGCAAAAUUUGAAGCAAUACUUCGUUGAGGUUGACCAGUAUAUGUAUGACUUCGUCGUUGGCAAGAAUACUAUUGUCCGCAACUCUCGUGAUUAUUACUGGAGCGUUCGCGAUCGCACCACCUACACUGACCUGUAUAAGAAGGUCAUGAUGGCAUACAAGGGAGAGGACAAAUUCGUUCUGGACAUGUCUGAAGCUCACUGUGGCUUCCCCGAUCGUCUCCUGUUGCCGAAGGGUCUUCCAAGCGGUUUCGAAAUGGCCUUCUACUUCAUUGUCACUCCAUACUACGCUCCCAAGGUCGAACAAUUUUCCACGUAUGAUUACAACUACAGCUGCGGCGUUGGAUCUGGCUCGAAAUAUAUUGAUGAACUGCCAUUCGGAUUCCCCUUCGAUCGCGAGAUCAACUUUGCCUAUUUCUUCACCAAGAAUAUGUAUUUCAAGGAUGUGAUGGUUUAUCACACCGAGGAUAUGAAAUUGAACCAAUCAUACUAACAAUAAGAGAAA
Messenger RNA from Ochlerotatus camptorhynchus, 2146 nucleotides. Its product is annotated as hexamerin-1.1-like. Bases 56 to 2134 code for a protein of 692 amino acids. The transcript is spliced from 3 exons. NCBI's taxonomy places the organism in Eukaryota, Metazoa, Arthropoda, Insecta, Diptera, Culicidae. The record is from RefSeq and is a predicted model, not a curated record.